Molecule: messenger RNA, 7035 nt
Organism: Schistocerca piceifrons (Central American locust)
Lineage: Eukaryota; Metazoa; Arthropoda; Insecta; Orthoptera; Acrididae
Exons: 10
Coding region: 1-4098 (1365 amino acids)
Source: RefSeq, a predicted model, not a curated record
AUGUGCAGGGUGGUGGCCGGCUUCCGUGUGGAGCGGGAGGUCCUGCAGCGGGAUGUGGACCGAGAGCGGCGGCUGCGCCUGGACACCGAGGUGCGCCUGCGGGACUGCACGGCAGAGGCUGAGCGCUGCCGCGCGCGCCUGCACGCCCUCCAGAGGGAGCUCUCCCGGAUGGAAGAUUCGAUGCGGAGCAUGCUGCAGUACAAGGCACGCAGCGAGCAGCUGAAGCAGGAGAAGACGAGCCUCACCGUGGCGUACGAGAAUCGCAUACAUCAGUUCCAGAAUACAUUGGUUAAGUUAGGAAAUGAAAAUGAAGCUCUGAGGAAACAACUGCGGGCACUGGAAGCAGCUGGAGCAGGCGAAGUGCAAACUGCUCUUUUAGAGAGGCUACGUGUACUAGAAAACGAUAACUGUUCACUCAGCCGUGAUGCAGAAGUACAGAGACGGCAGUAUGAGCGUUGUCUUGAUGAUGUGGCAAAUCAAGUGGUGCGAGCUCUUCUGUCUCAGAAAGGCUUGCGAGAAGAAAUAGGCACUCUGCAACGACGUAUUAAAGAUCUUGAAGCUCAGAACCGAGCACUUACAGCAGUUUUAGUGCAGCAGUUGCAGCCUCAAGCCACUCCAUCUCCGGCAUCCAUGAAUGUACUGCUUCCCGGCUUGUGCUCAGCUACUCCAUCACCUGACACACCUGCCACUUCUCUUUCAACUCCAAGCAGUGGGGCACUUUGGGAAGACAUGUCAGUGGAACCUUUGCUCUGGUUACCAGUGACACGUCCAAGAUCACUUCCAUUGGGUGUUGGAACCAGCUCUGGAGCUGUGUCACUGGCUAACAGUACCACAAAAUGCUGUCAGCAUAGACGUUCGCGUCCUCUUCUUGCUACUGCAACUUCUGCAAAAAAGACAGAAGAUGUCGGGAGUGAAAGUCCUGAGAGUGGAAAUAGGGAUGAAGGUUAUUCAACCAUGUCAAGUGAUGUUCAAGCAGAAGCAGCACCAAAGCCUCUGGAAGCAGCUGGUGCCGGUUUAGAAGACGUGAAGGAAGCUUCUGAUGAAACAGAAACUGUGGCAGAUGUCCGGCCCAUCAAUUCUGGUGGCUGCCUGCUGGUUGUAGAAGAUGCUUGUGAUCCUGAUGUACUUUACAUUCCACUUGGUCUAACGGUUGGCAUUAAUCCAAGACACAGCUUUCCCCCAGCAAAGGAUCUCCUCCCGUAUCAACAUAUAAUGCGCAGCUUCUCGGAUUCUCAUCUCUGUCUCAAAAUUACCCCAUGUUCACCUUGUGCCCCAUUCUCAGCUUGUUCCCUGGCCUCCAGUGCUUCCUCUUCUCCCUCAGUUCUAGCACUAGAAGCUGCCACACCAGCCAGCAACUUAGCUGCAACAACUGCUCACCCUCUCCGUCGAACAAAGGCGACUGUCAGCCUCAGCUCAGCAGCGGCGACAUCUUCACAAAACAAUGAAAUUGCAGAUGAUGAUGAGGCUGGAGUGUGGUGGGAUUCUGAUUAUGUGCAGCAUUGGCUAAAACUGGAUGAAACACGUGGUGCUCUACAGCAACAGCAUCGAGAUAUGCUGGAACUUGAAUAUGAUCAGGCUGAACUAGAAGACUGGAGUAUGUCUUGUGAUGACUUUGCACCAGUUGUUGAAGGAAACACAGGAAACAUGUGGAGAAGAGAUCUGCCACAAGCUUUGCCAAGUAUACAAGAAAAUAACCAACUGGAAUUGGAGGAAGACACAAAUGAUUAUCAGUGGAAUAGCUCUAGCCAUCUGUCUAGCACUGAGCUAAUGACAUUACUUCUUGAUGUUGACCAGAAAAAUUAUUGGCAAAAUAACAACUAUGGGCUGUCUUCGCCUGGUGGAAGCUGGUCAAGCAAUUCCGAGGACUGCUGUCACUCAUAUGACUGUUCUUAUGCAGCUGGCUGUGAAAGCUCCUCGAAACGUUCAUCAGCAGCGAUGAGUGGUUGCAGUGAUGAUGCAGUGAGCUCAGAAUCACCCGCAGUGGGGACAGAUUUCACAAGGGACUUUUAUCGUCUAGUCAAAUUUGAAAGUACCAAAAGUUUGGCAUCAACAUCAUCACGAAGUCUUGUUGAUAAUGGAGGCUCACUAAAAAGAAAUCAGGAACUAUUACAAACAGCUCCCGACAGAGAGCAGGCUCUUCAGAGUGUUCUCACAUUCAUUGCUGAACAGCAACAGUAUUGCACUUCAAGGGAGGAGGAAGAUUUGGAAGUCACUGUUCAACCAACACCACUUUUACAAGAUGAGAAUCAGAACACUGUUAGCAAGGGCAGUGACGAUGAUGAUCUUAAUGAAGAAAAUUGUGCAAGUGAGAUGAAUGAUUCAAAUUCUCAUGAAGCUGAUCAUGAAUCAUGCUGCAGUAAGCCAUCAUUGGAUUUAGAAACAUCAACAAAUGACGAAGAUGAUAUUAUAUCUGUUGUUUCAAACCCUGGUGCUACCAAACCAAGAACUGAUGAGGCCAUUUCAGUUUCUCCAGAACACUGUAUUGACAAUGAAAACAGCAUUGUGGUCGCAAAUGAAAGCUGUAGUCAAGGCUGUGCAGCAGCAGAAACUUUUCAAGAUAGAAACUAUUUUAAGACAAAGCAACAAAAUGUAGAAAUAAGUGUACAGAAUGGCCACUCAGGUGAUUUUAUUGAUGGUGAGAUGGAUAAGGCAUCUGAAAAUGUAUAUAGCCAAGCUUCAGGUGCAGUGAGCCUUGGAGCAAGAGAAAGAAAUUGUGCUAUUCCCUUGGGUGAGAAUGAUAUAGCAAAAUCAUCUAACAGGAAGCAAAAGUGCCCUGAAUCACUGCUUAAUCAACAAAAUGACACUGCCCACAAAAAUAUGUUGAAUUCUUUGAAAGAUGAGGCAAAGUCUGAAGUGGACAGCUUUGAUCUCAACAGAAAAUCAAUGUGUGCUACAGCGAAACAGGACAGUUCUUUGUCUUGUAACACAAAUUCAGGUUCGGAACAGUCCUCAAAUAUUAAAGACUGUAAUUCAUAUGACAUAAUUGCCUCAAAUUCCCAAUCCUUACCAAAUUUCCCCAUUCAUCAUCUGCUGCCUAGCAGUGCUGAUGAUUCAGUAAAGACCAAAAGUAGCCAGGAUGGUGCUUUUGGAAGGGAAGGCUGCACUGGUGAUGAUGAAUAUAAUGUUCCUGCUCCAAAGGAAGUGAUGUUAAAAGACAUGAAUAUUGCUUCGUAUGAUUACAGUAGGGCUGUGCACUCUUCAGGUAGGGUAGAUACACUGAUGACUGUGAUAGAAGAAGAUGAGCAGACUGGUGGAAUGUGUCGAGAGAUGUCAGAGUCCUUGACAUCCACUGUUUCGACUCCUGACACUGUAGUGAACCGUUUGCAGUGUGACAAUAGUCCAAACAGUGUUCUUAUUAUGGAUGCUAGUGCUGUUAGUUUUCAUGAACAUGCUACGUCAAAGGAUGUUAUUGAAGAACUGAACCGCAUGAUCCGAAAAGGUGAAGAUGGAAUAUCUGGUAGUGAAAAUGAUGUCACUGCAGUUGGUGCUUCGAAGCUGGAUGUUGCCUGUUGUUGUCCAACAGGUUGGGUUCAUGUUGAAAGAGAUAUUGACUUCACAGAUCCAAAGGCCCGUGCUAAUUUACUUGAUGUGAUGUUAGCAUCAAGUGGUUCAUCUGGUGGUAGCAGUAACAGUGGUAACAGCAGCAACAGCAGUAGCUGCAGUGAAAGUGGUGAUGAACCUGCCGAUUAUCAGCACUUGCAUAGGUUGCAUCGUUUUCGUCGACAAAAGAAAGCGUCGGCAACCCGUGACCAGCUGGGUGUACUUCGUUACCCUGCAUCAGCACCUAGACCUUCCAUCAUAGGCAGAGAUGAUUUCUUUGUUCGAUAUGGUGAGAAAGAACGUGAAGCUGUGGCAAGUUUCGAUUUUUUGGAAGAGAUGUCUACUACUUCAGUGAGUGGUGCUUCUUCAUGUGACACUUUGGGAUCACGCAAACAGCUGCCUGCUGCCUCUGGUCAACAUGCAACGACUCCAACCCCGAAUGUGUCACCCACUAGUGAUGAAAGUGAUGAAAAAGUUGGAGGGCCAAUCUCCUUUAGUGAUUCUUGUGCAGCUAGCUUUUCUGGAUCAUCUAACAGCCUUGAAACACCAGGACAAUAGAAAAUCACGUCUAUCAACUUUAUUUCUCAGUACCUGCUCACCAAAACCUGUUACAUCAAUAAAAGGCAGCCAAGUCCAUUACUAAACUGAUAUCAUGUCAAUGUAGGUCCAUUUAUUUUCUGUGUCUGGCUCUUUUUAUGCACAAUAAGGUCAUAAUGCUAAUUCAAGGAAAUACUCAAGUCUUACUUUGUUUAUCAUAACAUAUGAAUAAAAAUGUUUUCUGUAAAUUAAGCAUGAGAGACGAAAGUAUUUUGUUCCUAUGAGUGAUGAAAAUAGACAUCUCUCAGCUGUAGGAGGAAGAGAAGUGUGUUUGACAACAAAGGUAACUCAGUCUCAUCAACAGAGCAAUAAAAGACUUCAAUUUAUUCAUAGCAAUAUUUUGUUCAUUAUCAAAAUGAGUCGUUUUAUGCUUAUGUGAGUUUAUUAUACAUUGCCACACAAUGUGAUUUGUGUUACUUUUGCGUGAGAACCAUUUCUUUCAUUAUUUUUUUCCCUCUUGUGAAUAUAUUUUGUUGAAAUGAAGAUUGUUUAUGCUAGAAAUAAACAGUGUACACCAAUGAGUCAAACAUCCAGCAACUUACAUAACCAUAGAUUAAUAUUCAUGUUUGGUGGAUGUUAAGCUCUGGGUGAUUUGCAGUGAUGUUUUAUUCAACUACGCAACUGCUCACUUGUUGAUAUCUCUCUCUCUCUCUCUCUCUCUCUCUGUAUAUUAUAGUAUUUGUUAUUCCAGAUAAAUGACUAUUAUUUUCAAAAUUCUUUCAACAUCUUCUGACUCAAUAAUCUGACAGAUGAACUGCAGAUGUGGAAUUUACCCACAACUGUUAUUCAUUUUUAAAGACAAUUGCUCUUGAAUUUCUGUGGAAACAAUUCCAUCCAUGAAACUAGAGAAUAAAAAAUCAGAAAAUUCACAGGAACAUAAAGACAGUGUGUUCUCUGAAAAUAUGUUGAUACUUUUUAUAAUAGUAUAAGUGUAACAUGGGAAGCACUUAUAACUUAAGAGAGCAUCUGGGCAUCUGUUAUUUCCAAAUUUACUCUAGAAAGAAUGCAAUUUGUCCCAAAAUGUCAACUUAUAUCUACAUUUUUGUUUUAAUAUUUAUGGCAAGCAAAAUUUAUUUGAAUGAGUUAUUUGAAUAAUAUGAAAACAACAAACUGCACUUUUGAAAAAGUGUAAAGGAGCUGAGGUUGCUGGUUAUAUUAUUAAACACUUACCACUAGCUAGAGAUAGACAACCUAUCUGAAAAUAAUAGAUAACACUAAUUAGGAAAGAACUUAUAUGAGGCUCACACUGACAAAAUAAAGUUUCAGUUAGCAAAGCUCACUGAUUUUCACUUCUGAAUGUUCUGCAGAAUUGAAGUGUGACCUCUUGAAAGGGGAUUUCAAGGAAGAUAGAUGCAUAUAAUAAUGAUCUUGUUUAUUGGCUGUCAUUCAAGAUUUGUUUUAAUCAAGUCCCCAUUUAGUUACCACAUUCAUAAGUUAGCUUUCUGACCAUCAACUGUUAUUGUUGCCCCUGUGAUCCAUCUCUGUACCUUUCUGCAAAUACCACUGACACUGCAUAUGCUUACUUUUCUCGGCAAUGGAAAUAAAUUAGAGAGUGUAGCUUUUCCUUUCUGUUCUUGGGACACUUUCAUUUUGUAUGGGGCCCAAAACUAACAUUUUUGUCACCUGAAUAUUGAAAUGAAGUACUAUGUUAAAAGCACCAAAUAGCAGCAGUUUUUCAGUUCAAAAAUGUUUGUCAUGUGUUAGAAUUACAUUAAGUUCUCAAGAUGGAUGAAAUAUAUAAAUCACAGUAUUUUCUGAAUAUUUAGAUUACCGAAGUAUUUACAAUAUUUAUCAUUUGCCAGUGUUAAAAUGGCAGUUGUCCAAACUAUUUUGGUGUUUUUUCAUAACAAAAUGUUGAUGUAAAUGUCUCCUAUAUGCAAAGUGGUACACUAAAAUUUAACUCAUAAAUAAUAAAUAUUUUUUGCAAAAUGAGAAAUAGCUGAAAUUUUAUCAGACUCAAGCGCAGUUUCUUUUGUGUGUGCAUUGUUUAUUUUUUAACCAAGAACUCAUGUCUUACUGUAAUUAAUUUACUUUCUUAUUUUGUGUUUAUGUUAACUCAUUGGUAUAUAUUAUGUAAAACAAUGGAUUCCCUAUAACAGUGAAAGAAUCUGUUGGCCUAAAAGCAGUGAGCUUAUGUGGAAAAAGACUGUAUGGUAAGAGUACAAGAAUUCAGGAACCAUAGAACUAUAUUAGUAUCUAAGUUCACUUACAUUAAAAUAGUAUUUUUUGAGGAAUUUUGUUUUAAAAGCUCAUACAACAACAAAGCUGUGUCAUUCAAUUAACAUUAUUCUGUACAAUGCAAUGUUUAAGAUAUCAUGUUUGAUGACUCUUCCUUGCACACAGCAGAUUCUAAUAAUACUGAUGAUGGUGUAAUCUGUCUGAGAUUCAUAAAAGUAAUGUUUAGAACCUAUGGGUAAUAUAGGCACAGUAAUAGUUGUUUGAGCAUAAUUUUUCUGCCAACUCAUGAAAGUGGAUAUUUUAUCAGUAAAAAGACAGUUGUCAGAAUUAGUAAUCAAGUAAUAGAAUCAGCAAAACUUAGCUGUAGUUGCAGAAGUAGGACGAGUAUAACUGCUGACACAGAGGAUGGAAAUAUGUUGCAGAUACCAUUUUGUAGACUAGGCUGAAGUGCAAUUUUAAUGUCUGUGUGACUCUUGUCAACACAGUGUGUAUUUUCAGAUGUAAAUAGUGUUUAUAAUAGAAUGAAUAUGUAGCUGUACAUGUCCUUCAAUAAUUAGAUGUUUCCUGAUUGCUAGUGAUUCUGAGAGUGAAAAAAAAUUGUAUGAAUGAACCGAAGAAUGAGUUUGUUAUUUAUUUUAUUGUGACAUUAUUUUUAAUUGUAAUGUUGUCAUUGUACAUGAUCUGUAAUUCUUAACCUACCGUGUUUAUAUGUUUAUAAAU